Acanthamoeba castellanii str. Neff is the source of this 504-nucleotide messenger RNA. RefSeq lists its product as uncharacterized. The transcript has a single exon. Lineage: Eukaryota; Discosea; Longamoebia; Acanthamoebidae. The coding region runs from base 1 to 504 and encodes 167 amino acids. The record is from RefSeq and is a predicted model, not a curated record.
AUGGCUCAACAAGAAGACAUAAACAACAAGCUCAUCAGGCAGAUCUCCGACGCCUUCGCCGGCGUCACGCUGGGCUCGGGCCUUUCCCUUCCCCAGGCACGCCAGGCGGACGUGUGCUGGACCCCCGACUGCAAGCAAGUCAAGUCUGCUCCUCGAGAUGAUGCAACAAGGAACUGGAGCGAGGUUCCCCUCAACACCCUCUUCAAACAUCGACACGAACUCUGCUUCCUUGAUGCCGCUGGGUUCCGAUUCUACAUUCCCUCCUUCAUGACCAGCGUCCUGCACGAUCCUGAGGGCGACGUUGGCCGAACAGUGGUGCCCUACUUGCUCACGCAGGGACCUUCGGGUCUCAGGACCAAGGGCCUGUCACGCAUGCAGGCUGUGUCGGUCGCCGCCUUCCUCGAGCACAUGAGCAAGCUCGCACCAGAGCUCUUCACACCAUCCCACACUAAGACACUCAGCCUGCUUUCCCAAUGGGCCAACGCUGGCAAGCUCCAUGAAUAA